AUGCUGUGCUGCAUUUAAGAAGCAAGGAAUUGGAUUGUUCCAACAAAUUAUUGCUAGAUAUGUUAAAUGGCAAUAUUUCAAAUGAUUCGAAGAUAUUAAUUAAAAUCUACAUAUUAUUUUCGCUUUUACCAAAUAAGUCCUCAAAAGUGAAAGUUGGGAAGAAUUUUUUUAAACCAACCCAAGUUGAAUCACAAGAAAGCUUAAUAUUUCAUAUCAAGAUUCCUGGUGAUGUGGAAGAGGAGAUAGACAAAAAGAGGGAAACGCUUAAAAAAUUUGGAUUAACCUUGCAACCGUUUAUUCUUGUAGUGGGUCCUUCUUUAACAGAAAUUCAAGCAUUUUAUGUAAGAAUUGAUAACAUCUCGUAUAAACUGUGUGCUUUUAUCCAACGGGAUAUUCUAAAUCAGAGAUGAAUAAAGCGGUGAAGGCAUCGUUACAACCUGCAUUGAAAAUCACGGCAGCCAAAUGGAUUUUAUGCGAUAUUGUACGCUACUUCGCAUCAGCUGGUAACUAUACAUAUUCUUAAUCAAGUGAUUUUUUAUUUUUCCCUUAUUGUCCUUGCGAGUAAAUAAAGUUCAUAAAAUGUGAUAAAAACAAACAAAAUGUAUUUAUAAAAAUCAUCUUGCACACAAAUCAUCAAUAUUAUAUGCCACAAAUACAUUAUACUUACGUAUUAUUCCGUAUGUUUGCUUUGCAAAAUGGUAUUACAUUUUAUUUUAGACACCUUUGAGAAAGGUAUGGAUAAGUUAAAAUUAGCAGAAAAGGCCUCUGAUCUGGAUACGGAUGUGGAAGAUACUUUGAAAAGAUCACGCCACAGCAGGCAUAUGGUUGAUAUGGAACUAUCCGACGACGACGAAUGCUCGAAGAAAGUGGCGUUAGAUAAAUUUCCGGACAUUAACUUGUUUUCCGAUAAUGUUCCCGAUCUGACAAUGAGUAGUACAUCCGCGUCAUUGGAUACCAACAUAAUUGCCACGUACGAAUGUCCAGUGAUCAAUUCCUCCAGUUCUAAUGAAAAAAUGUGCCACACGGAAAGUAAAAAUUCGUGUUUAGAAACUAGAGUUCGUCGUAAGUUUUCUUCACUCGUCGAGAAAGAAUCGUGCUCAGAUGAGAAAAAUAAAGUACCAGAUUAUACAAUAAAGAAAACAUCUAGUCAUCUAGUGAUAUCA
Molecule: messenger RNA, 1163 nt
Organism: Vollenhovia emeryi
Lineage: Eukaryota; Metazoa; Arthropoda; Insecta; Hymenoptera; Formicidae
Exons: 3
Source: RefSeq, a predicted model, not a curated record